Molecule: messenger RNA, 1041 nt
Organism: Penicillium subrubescens
Lineage: Eukaryota; Fungi; Ascomycota; Eurotiomycetes; Eurotiales; Aspergillaceae
Exons: 3
Coding region: 1-1041 (346 amino acids)
Source: RefSeq, a predicted model, not a curated record
AUGAGACGAUUUCGACUAGCCCUUGCUUCUUGCCUAAUUGGCCCCCUAAUCGUCUCAGCAAAAGCUGACCCAAAGUACAAUGCUUCUCUUCCGUUUCGACCAAGUAAUGUGACAGGACUAAGUGAUAUCUACCUCUGGGUUGGAUCUUAUUACAAUGCCACCACGAAGAGAAGCUUCACUCCCGAGAUCGGAUCGACAGUCAACGCGUCAGUAUGCAAAGAUCUGCAAGGCAAGACGUUCACCACAGAGUUCCAAUCCUUCCUCUCUAUCACCGAGAGACGUCCUUACAAUCUUGGCUCAAACCCAGUCAACACACUUUUGACUCUCUGGAACUCGGGCACAAAUCUGUCACUCCCAAGCUCGAUAGACUCGCUUCCUUGGUCAUCAUUCUCGCUGCGAUGGUUUCUCGAGUCUGCCCCUAGCUGGGUAAUUCAUGCCAAGAACACCACGACUGAGAGCGACGCGCCCACUAGUUCUUUUGUCAAUGAUGUCUUCAACUUGACCUUAUCCUUGAGCGCUAAAGGGGGUCCAUACAACCUGACAGGAAUCAUCAAGGACGCAGGUACAAUGAUAGAGUCUUUCGACAUGGAUCUGAAACCCUGCAACUCUUCGUUCGAGAGCGGCCAGAGCUACGCAUUGCUCAUUGACCGCGAUUAUGGACUCAACACUGCCGGUUGGAAUUGGAAAUAUCCAAAGGUUGACAUGCAAUUUGACAGCCAGACUGCCAACCUGACCGUGGAUGGGUAUGCCGCUGCCUUUCCAUAUCGAAAUUCAAUUACUGGAUAUGGCCAAAAUAACCUAGUGAACUCGGAUGAGGUUCAAGGAAAGAUAAAGAUUUCGUUCUUUGGGGCUAUCGACCCUUACCAUUCGGAUACGCUGGUCAACACGAGCACAAUACCUACUUGGCUUAGAACGGUGGGCUUUGGGAAUAAUUCCAUGAACAUCGGCCACAAUAGCGGGGCUCCUGGCCGGUCUCGUCUAUCUAAUUGGAGUACUGCAACAGUCUUUGCUAUUAUUUCCUCGGCUUGGAUUUACCUAUGA